GUCCCACUUUCUGCCCGACUCAUUGAUCGUUCUCUCUCCCUCUCUCUCGGCUCUCUCUCUCGGCUCUCGAGAGAGGGGGCGUGAGAGAGGUAUCUGGCGGGAGCACAGGGAUCCCUGGCAGGGGUACCGACGACGAGGUGAAGGGUGCGCAACGAACACGAACGUGAAGACUAAAGAAGGGGUGGGGGUAGAGAUGGUUGAAAGGUGGGGUGCGAACGGUGGUGCUGGCUACGGUUGGAAGGGAUAAUUAAACGGACACAAACGUGAACACGGACACUGGUGUACGGAAGGACGAAGAAAGGUUACCAUGGCUACGUGGAUGGGAUCCGGCCAAUCCCGGUCUGGCUGGUAGGCGUGGCCUCUACAUUGGCCCCCCGAGCUUCGUAUCGUCGUCUCUUUUCAUCCAACUACCCCUCCGCGGUGGAGUUGGCGAAGUCUGGGAGAAAGGACGAGGGUUCGAGGGAGCAGGAGUGAGAGAGGACGAGGUAGAGGUAGGUCGCAAGAGCCGGCGGGACUACCCGGUUGCAACGGGCGCGUACAAACGUAUCAUGCUGGGUAGGGCCGGUGCCGAGAUGCCGGCUUGUAAACGAAACCAGUUUGCUAUCCGAUACGAUCCAGGCAACAGCGGCCUCGCGUGAUAUCCCCACGGCCGAGGAGAACGUCAGCGUGCUGUUCGCCAGUGACCCCGAGGAUAUCUACCUGGAGAACGUUACUUGGGACCGGGAGUCAUCUGACGCUAGCGUACGGGGGUGACAUUCGGUACGCGAGGGAGGAACCGACGAUCAACGCUCACUUUCGUUCCAAGGUUCACCUGGAUCGCCGUGUGUUACUUCAAAAGGGAAUUUAAACUCGCGCCCUAAGGGUCUUGGAUCCGGGGUUGGAUUAAGAUUCGAAUAGAACAUUUAACGUUGUUGUCUAUAGAAACUGGUGAGAUUUUUUAGCCGUGUCCGCUCGGUUCAGAGAGUAGUUCAGUGUGGUAACCGUGAAGUGAGUUUCGUAUUGAUCCAGUGAUCGACGAGAAGAGUCUGAAUAAUGAUUAGCCUGACAGUCGAGUCAACGUCAUGAUGAGAGGUGCGAAAAGCAAACACAAAUCGAGUCGGAGAGUUUCCUGAGUCCGACGAUCGCGGUGACAUCGAUGCUCUGAGGAAGACAACAGAUCCAAAGAGCACCGGGUAAGUGGAUUCUGACCGGGAGGAUCAGACGAUCGAGCUAACAGAGAUGUCAGCCGUAGCACCAGCAGGAACGGGUGCACCGGCACCCACCACCAACGGUCCGAUCGUGCCUGCUCCAGUUUUCGCGUUGCCGACCUUAUCGUUCACCGUCAGCCAGGUUGCCACCGUUUGCGAGACUCUAGAAGAAAGCGGUGACAUCGAGAGACUGGCCAGGUUCCUCUGGAGUUUACCAGUUGCCCAUCCUAACAUCCAGGAGCUGAAUCAAAGCGAGGCUGUGCUCCGGGCACGAGCAAUCGUCGCUUUUCACUCGGGGCAUUACAGAGAAUUGUACGCCAUCCUCGAGAGGCACAAGUUCACCAAGGACUCUCACGGUAAACUUCAAGCUAUGUGGCUGGAAGCGCACUAUCAGGAGGCUGAGAAGUUACGCGGAAGAGCGCUCGGACCGGUAGACAAGUACAGAGUGAGAAAGAAAUUCCCGUUGCCCAGGACGAUCUGGGACGGCGAACAAAAGACUCAUUGCUUUAAGGAGAGAACCAGAUCGUUGUUGAGAGAGUGGUACCUUCAGGAUCCUUAUCCGAAUCCUGGGAAAAAGAGGGAAUUGGCUGCUGCGACGGGACUCACGCCGACGCAGGUGGGAAAUUGGUUCAAGAACAGAAGGCAAAGGGAUCGUGCUGCUGCUGCGAAAAACAGAAUGCAGCAGCAAUCUGGCACAGGAAACGGAAAUACACGACGUACUCUCAGUCCCGGGCCUGGAGGUAGCGAUUCGGAGGAUUCCGAUAUUUCUCUCGGUGCAACGUCGCCUCCGUCGCCUAGUUCCUCACCUCCGCCAACUCAUCAACCAUCUCCUGUUCCUCUCAGGCCCCUUGGUCCCCUGCCGCCUCCAUCCUUAAAUUUCCGCUUCGAUCCUUCGCAAUCGCAGUUUCGAUUCAACCACGCGACGGCCUUCAAAUUCCCGCCGACGGGCUUCCGGUUUGGACCGCACAGCCCGCAACACAAUCAUCCGAACAUCUCGGGCGGUGGAAUCUUCAGGCUGACGGAAACGAGCCCGUUUCAAGCUGUGGGUCCUAGAGGUGAUCUUGGAUCGAGACUGCCAGAUCAUUUAGGACUACCACCACCAAGGUUGCACCCUCACGAAGGUCUGCUCCAUCACCCUCACGUUCAGCAUUCGUUACCGGAAGGAAUGUCCAGGAUAUCGGAUGCUUCUCGACUCUCUGACGGCGGGAUUUCUCGGCUGUCGGACAGUCUGUCGGAAGCGCACAGUCCGCCAUUAAUGGCGACGAAUCUGUCGGUGACGGGUCCGUUAAGGGUUGCAGUGCCAAGCCCUCACACGCCCUCCUCGCGAGGCAGUCCGCCAACGGGUCAACAUACUCCGCAGGGUCAGUCUCAAGGCCAGGGUUUGAUAAGGGUCGCGACGCCUCCGCCACCGAAUCCGAAACCACCGCAAAUUCACCGACCGUUUUCGCCAGCGUGAUACGAUAAGGAGGAAGGAUCGAAAGAGAUCGUCACGAGGGAAAUAACCGGUAACGAUCGGUCUUUGGUGUCGAGGAAAAUUCUAUCCAACGACGAGCAUCAGUUUUUCGAGAAACGGUUCGAGGUGUUGUGAGAAGAACGUGCGAGCAAACGUUUUCGUCGUAAAGAAUGAAACGGGGUUGGUACGUGAGAAGUAAUUAUUCGAGAUCAAAGAACGCGAUACUCGGAUGUAAUCAGCCGGAGAUCUACGAAGGGGCGCGAGAAAAUCAAUCAACUUCUCGCGUUGGAAAUCCGUAAGCUGAGGCUCGUUCGGUGAACUUUGUUCUUGCCAAACGACGUGAACACGAUUUAUCGAUAAAAACGCUAAUUAAUCAAAGUCGUGUAAUUCGAUAGACAAGUGCCCGGAUCGUUGCUGGCUGACGAUGCGUCGUUGAAUUGAUCGGACGAGUGCAAUUUUCUUCUGGAUAACAAAAAAUGCGAGUGUAAAUAAAUAGAAGAUCCGAGGAACCGAUUACGAACACGUGGACUAUUUCGAUCUGAUUGAACACACCGAUCCGAUCCGAUCCGAUCCGAUCCGCUUCGAGGCUAAACGAACUCAGUGUAGUGGUGUCUUUUGUAGUUUGUACAUAGCGAUGCUUCCAGUAAAAUGUUCUUCGGUGUAAUCGUUGCCUGAAACUGUUCGUCAUCGUUUCGAACAAUCGUGCUGCAUGAGCUAUCGCGAACGCUCUUUCAAUUCGAAGCUCGAAAGAAAGAUGUCUGAGCAUAGAUCGAGUCCUAACUUCGCAGAUAAUCUUGUUUGUCUAAUAAAUCGGGCUGAGACGACUUUCUAUCGAGACCUAACGAAUUUUACCGAUCCGUGAUGAUAUUCUACGGGCAUACUUUCGACGAGACGAAAAUCGCACAAUAUCGCUUGCUUGCAGAUCGAACGAAACGAGGGAAAUAAUCGUCGGAAGUGAAUUAAUUCAAGAUACAACUUCGCGAAACUCCCAUCACCCCUUUAGUCUAAGUAGAGAUUAGCGAUUUGUAAAUUUCACUAAUCGAUUCGAUCUUUGACUAAUCGUUCGCUUCGAAGGUUAAACAGCUACUAUCUCGAAGAUGCGAAGCAUUAUCGAGGAACCGAUCGAUCAGAUUCUGAUACGUUAUAGAGAAACGGUGCGAGCACGAGGCUUUUAACCCCUCUGUCUUUGUAGAUACACACAAGCAAACAUUGCAUACAAGUUAGCAAAAUUUCUUGUAUAAUCGGCUCCCCACCCUUAUAAAUAUGAACAUACUACGAUCUACGUAUACAUAGGUACCUUACUGCUAAAGACUAUUAACACACGGAACUAUACAUAUAUAAAUAUACAUACACGAGGAGAAAUGAAGCAUUAUUAUUAUUAUUAAUAUUAUUGAUAUUAUUAUUAAUAUUAUUAUUUGCGGCUGUACAUACAUUCACGCGAAAAUAUAUUAACAGAUUAUUAUGACAUUACAAGAAACAGAUUGUGAGUAUUCAAUUAUCUUAUGCCGAGAAGGGUGGAACGAAAAAAUCAAAAUUGUGGAAUUAUUUUUUAAUAGUGGAGAAAAUCUAGCAAUCUUUCUUCGUUAUUAGAAGUCACGAACAAUAAAAAAAAAAAAAGUUCUACCCCUAUU
Molecule: messenger RNA, 4271 nt
Organism: Osmia lignaria (orchard mason bee)
Lineage: Eukaryota; Metazoa; Arthropoda; Insecta; Hymenoptera; Megachilidae
Gene: Optix
Product: optix
Biological process (GO): regulation of transcription by RNA polymerase II
Cellular component (GO): nucleus; transcription regulator complex
Molecular function (GO): DNA-binding transcription factor activity, RNA polymerase II-specific; RNA polymerase II cis-regulatory region sequence-specific DNA binding
Source: RefSeq, a predicted model, not a curated record